This is a messenger RNA of Penicillium argentinense, 1188 nucleotides long. RefSeq lists its product as uncharacterized. The annotation marks the transcript as partial. NCBI's taxonomy places the organism in Eukaryota, Fungi, Ascomycota, Eurotiomycetes, Eurotiales, Aspergillaceae. The record is from RefSeq and is a predicted model, not a curated record. The transcript has 3 exons.
AUGACCAUCCCCGCCGAUAUUCAGGCUGCUGAUGCAGCAGGGAGGAUUCCGGAUGGGAUCUCCCUCUCAUAUCUCGCGCAAAGCCGCGAUAAAUCCGCCCUGGUGGGCAUCAUCUUCCUCGUCUGCUUGACCGGAAUUCUCAUGAUCUUGCGUCUCUAUGCACGACUAUUCCUCGUCAAGAAGAUCGGCCUUGACGAUGCGCUAGCGAUCUUGACAAUGAUGUUCUACAUUGUCUUCGUCGUGUUGUCCAUCGUCUUGAUCAAUCUCGGAAGUGGCCGCCACAUUGAAUAUAUCCAAUAUGUCCUUUCGAUGCCGACGGUCCGUCAAACCGAAGUGCUCGACUUUGUCGCCCACAUUCUCUACACCACUGCCCUUUUCCUUUGUCGCCUCUCUGGUCUGGCCUUCUACUUCCGCAUCUCUGCGCGCUCCGGCAAGCUGCACACCAGCAUCCUGAUUGCUGCCCCGUUCCUUUUCGCCGCAUACCUCCCUCAACUCCUUCUCUUGAUCCUCCACUGUCGGCCCGUGACGGGGCUGUGGCCAUACGAAUGGCAAAUCGAGACCACCAACUACAAGUGUCUGUCAUGGGGCCUGGUCUACUCUGUCAACUCCGGCGUCUCGCUUGCGUGUGAUGUGAUGAUGUUUAUCAUUCCCACCAUCUUGAUCAAGCAACUUCACGUUUCCUUCAAGAACAAGAUCAAGCUGUCCAUGGUUAUGUUCCCCGGUGUCUUCGUAAUCGUCAUCUCCGCUGUCCGCGUCUGGCUCGUUGUUCGAGGCCAAUGGGCCGCCGACGGCAGCUGGGCCUACAACCCCAUGCUCUGCGUCGAGAACGCCGAAGUCGCCAGCACCCUAAUCGCCCUUUCCGUCCCCGCCCUCAAACCUGUCUUCGGAAGCCUGUUCGCCCACAUAACCGAAUACACCUCCAGCCACACCCACUCGCGCUCCGCAGGACGACUACGAACUCACUCCAAGCCCAUGAGCGGAGUGGGCUCGGCAGCCCGCGACGACCGACGCCUGCUGAACUGGUCCAAAAAUGGGCGUGAUGAUUACGAGAUGAUGCCGUCUGAAGUCUCGGUCAUUCGCGACUCCCCGAAUAACCCGUACAAGUCGCCUGGGAUUAAAGUGACGAACGAAAUCGAUGUUUCGCGGGGUUCGGAGAGACCGCCGUCGUCGCAACAGUCGUCGCGGCCU